AGCGCAUCAUCGGAUAUUUGGAAUUUUGAAAUCAGCACUGUGUGACUAGUAUCGGAGAAGUCGGUUUGCCUUGUUCAAUCAUGGUCAACAGUGGAGGGAUGAGUAUGAGCAGUAUAUCUACUUAUGCCGAUCCCUUUGGAUUAUUACUUGAAGACACUCGCGUAUACUCCUUUCGUUCUCACAAGCAUCUCAUCUUCACUUCAGAUAAUUUUAAUCUCACAAAGCUCCAUCGAGUGUCAACUCUUUCACAAUGUUUCUCAGCCCUGCUUGGAGAUUUGUAUCUACAAGUGAAUAUCAACCUUACUUCCUUGCUGCGGCAGUAUUCGGCAUUUGGCUUCUAUCAUGGCGUUUGUGGAGAUUUACCAUUCGGCCAUACCUUAGACCGCAAGAUCCUAUCGAACUUCCCUACUGGAUACCAUGUAGGUAUUCUUUCGAUCUAGCUGAAACUUUACUGACAGUAUGUAGUUUUUGGACACAGUCUUAGUUUCUUCCGGAACUCUGAUAGUUUGAUCGAGCGUGGCUUGUAUGUUGAAACCCAUUUCCAUACCCAUUACAUCCAUUGCUUUCCUACCCUUCUCUUCAUACUUUCUUGAUGACGGAAUGUGAUAAUAACAAUUGUACUCCAGGGAUUACACUGGUCGCACUCACGAACCUUUCGCCAUUCAAGUGGCUUCACAAUUGUUCUAUAUUGUUACAGGACCACGGGAUGUCGCAGAAGUUUACAGAAAUGUAGCCACUCUAAGUUGGGAUGGUCACUUGUCUCAAAUCCUUUCUAACUUUGGCUUCACUGGCAAAGCGUUGAAGUUGGCCUGGCAUGUGCCCAUUCCAGGAGACAAAUGCUAUAUGCAUAAGAAUCCUGUCAACCCUAAGCAACUAUCUCUGGUCAAGCUCAUCGAGGAAGUUUAUAUUGCCCAGUUACUUCCUGGUGUACACAUGACUGAAAUGUCCGAGAAAUUCAUCGUUUCGCUCAAAGACUCCCUCCAACCACUAAAGAUGGACUUUUGUACAUUGAGUAGGAAUGGUCUUACUCGUCGGGUCUCAUUAAAGGCUCUUUGCCGAUCUACUCUCGUCGAAGCUGCAACAUUUUCCAUGUUCGACAAAGCCCUCCAUAAGCUCAAUCCAAACAUUGUAGAAAACAUGUUGGACUUCAACGAUAGUGCUUGGAUGGUUUUCUUCGGCCUUCCAGAAAUAUUCUCAGCCAAAGUAGCCAACGCUCGCAAAACAAUGCAGAAGACGAUGGCAGAAUUUGCGCGUCUUUCGGAAAACGAGCGUGUUGGUCAAGCUUGGGGAAUUGGAACGAUUCUUAAGGCACAGGAGAUUGUUGGCAUUGAUAUUGAAAGCAGAGCUUGUAUGCUUUUACUGAUUUACUGGGCGUAAGUGAUCCUUUGGUUCUUGAUAUUCAUAUUUGAGUAUAAAUCGCUAACGAUCCAAAGUGCAAACUCAAACGAGUACAAUAUCUCAUUCUGGCUUAUUGCACAUCUCGUUUAUAACGUACCUCUUAUGGAGCGAGUUCGCGGCGAGUUGGAAGCAGGUUGGAAAGACGGUGACCUUGACAUCAAAUAUCUCUGUGCCAAUUCUCCUAACCUUGAUGGCGCAUUCCAAGAAUCACUACGUCUGAACGGAGGUGCAAUGAUGAGUCGCCAAGUCAAGCAGCCUACUAUGAUUGGUAACAAAUUAAUGCAACCUGGAUCCAAUGUGCUCAUGCCAUCUCGUCAGCUACACAUGAACGAGAGUGUUUGGGGCCAAGAUUACAAGAACUUUGAUGCAGAGCGAUUCGUUAGAGACAAGGGCUUGCUAAAGCAUUCUUCUUACCGACCAUUUGGUGGCGGCAUCAGCUAUUGCCCUGGACGUGUCAUGGCUAAAGAGCAGGUUUACGCUUUUAUUGCUAUUAUUUUCAGACGCUUUGAUGUCAAGCUGGCGCCUGGAAUUAACGGAAAGUUUCCAGUCUUGGAUGAAAGCACUCCUUCCCUUGGAAUUACAGGUCCAGUCAAAAGUAUGGACGUGUUCAUGGACUUGACGGAAAGAGAGAAGUGCAACCAAUAUUGAAAAUGCGGGGGACAAAUUCUUCCGAAGAAUCUCAGGAGUUGCGAUACCAUAGUUUAUUAUCUUUAUUUUCAUGUAUAUAGUUUUGUUUUAUCUGUACCAUCGAGUGGCCAAAUAAAAUUAUCAAUCAUUUUUUAACUACGAAAUAACAUAUCAAUUACCAGACCUUUGCACUUCAAUUAUCAUUCUAUGUCUUUUCAUCCACAUUGACAAUUCACCUAGAAUAUAGCUGGCUACGAUUCGAAGAUUAUACAAUAUGAUCUAGAACGGCCGAGGCUUCUUAAAAACCAUUAAUCUUCACAUUUCAUCCGGAUGUCAUUUUAGGCUUUGGCGUCAAGUGGUAUCCUGAGCCAGCCGCUGUCCCAUACCAACGGAUCCUCCAGAUGUCGACAU
Messenger RNA from Sclerotinia trifoliorum, 2436 nucleotides. Lineage: Eukaryota; Fungi; Ascomycota; Leotiomycetes; Helotiales; Sclerotiniaceae. The record is from the annotation of a GenBank genome assembly.